AUGGGCGAUUUGCUACUCGCGUCUCUUACCUCCGCCGCUGCCCCUGGCGCGGGGGCGGUUGGCGCGGGGGGAGUUGGCGCGGGAGCGGGCACUCCGCGGAGCGCGUCGUGGAACAUCAGCGGGCGGCGGAGGGGGGAAGACAAGCGCGCGGAGGGCAUGAUGGACUGGCUGGCGGGGCUGGUGCGCGGAAUGACGGCAACGCGCCUGGAUUGCAUGGACCGCGCGGAGCGGCAGGCGCUGAUGGCGGAAACGGCGGAGCUGGUGGUGCAGAUGCUGGAUAAGCGGGCCGCGGAAGACGGCUUCGCGCACCGCUCGGAGGUGAGCGCCCUUCGUCGCUUGCAGCGCGAGGCCUUCCAGGACCUACUAAGAGUUAAAGACCGUCUGCACAAGCUAGAGUACUAUACUGGGAUUCGUCGCCUGCAGCCCUUUGGCGCCGCCACCGCCUUCCCCGCGUCGCCUCCCUCCGCCUCCGCCGCCUGUAGCGCAGGCUUCGGGGGAAGCGCGGGGGGCGCGGGGAUGGACCUGGGCGGGGGUUUCGGGUUUGGGCUGCUGGGGGGAAGCCGCACGCGGAUGUACGGGGAGGUGGCGGCGGGUUCCGCGUUCGUGCCCGCGGAGGGGGAGCGCAGCCAUUCCGCGCGCGCGGGUCUAGAGCAGGCGGGCAUGCGGUCAGGGCUUACUGUUAAACUGCGUCUAGACACGCUCUGCAGGCGUUGGGGCAGUGGCGGUAACAGCAGUAACACCGGUAACAGCGGUAACAGCGGUAACAGCGGUGGCAGUGGCACCUUAAGCGGCAGCAGCAGCAGCAGCAGCAGCAGCAGCAGCGGCGGCGGCGGCAGUGGCAGCGGGAAAAGCGGUGGGGCUGGGUCUUCAGGGGGGUCCGCGCAAGGGAAGAGGAGAGAACCAGAGGACUUACUAGUGACGGAGUUAACGUCUGGUCUAGGCGAGGAGAGCAGCAGCUUCAUGUUAGGCGGCCCUGUGAAUCUGCACAAGGUGCUCUACUGCGCGGCGCUCUGGGACGGUGUGCGUCUGGCUGUAGCGCCGCUGGGAGCUGUGGGGUCCGAUGUAGCAGAGCCGAUCAACCCUCUCAAGCCACAGGAGAACGUCGUUUUGGCGUUUUCUGCGCUGAAUAGAGUGUGGCCUGCUCCCCCUCUUCUGGCGUCAAAUGGACUGCAUUGGAGUGAGAUGGGUCCGUUGGUUCUGCCUAGGGUUAACCCGUUUGGGUGGGGGAGAGAAGGAAGCGCGGUAGGGGAUGGGAGCUCAGAGGCGAGUUAUGGCAGUGGGGUUGGCGGGUUGGGGGGGAGGGGGCGGGGGAGGGGAGGAGACGAGGGAGAGGAGGGGGAAGGGGGAGGAGGAGCGGGGCAGGAGCUGUGGCUACCCCCUCAGGACGAGCCUGGGACAGCCGUGCAAUCAGUGGCAGUGGCAGGUGCGAUCCAGAUAGGAGGGAUGGAGAAGGAAGAUGGAGCAGGGGCGCUGGGUUUGGUGCAAGGAGAGGUGUACGUGCGAGUGCCGUGUGCGCGAGGAGUGGUGCUGCAGCCUGGGGUGGUGGUAGCGCAUGGGCCUGAGAGUGGCCUGCACACUGCCUACAUGCUCCGGACGUGCUGGGAGCUGUGA
Molecule: messenger RNA, 1611 nt
Organism: Closterium sp. Naga37s-1
Lineage: Eukaryota; Viridiplantae; Streptophyta; Zygnematophyceae; Desmidiales; Closteriaceae
Source: the annotation of a GenBank genome assembly